Rhopilema esculentum is the source of this 1132-nucleotide messenger RNA. RefSeq names its product ADP-ribosyl cyclase/cyclic ADP-ribose hydrolase. Gene Ontology annotation, molecular function: phosphorus-oxygen lyase activity; NAD+ nucleosidase activity, cyclic ADP-ribose generating. Gene Ontology annotation, biological process: positive regulation of B cell proliferation. The record is from RefSeq and is a predicted model, not a curated record. Lineage: Eukaryota; Metazoa; Cnidaria; Scyphozoa; Rhizostomeae; Rhizostomatidae. Gene Ontology annotation, cellular component: plasma membrane.
AUGUACACGAUCUUUUUCAUUAUUUUACAGUUGUGUAUAAGCAGAGCUGGAGCAGGUCAAGGGAAUGGUACUACAGCUAACAUAAAGGAGAUAUUUACAGGUCGCUGUUUUGACUACUUAGAAUUCCGGUACUCGUCUGGUCUUCAAGGGAAGAACUGCACAGACCUGUUCCGGAUAUUUGAAAAGGAGUUCAACAAUAACACGAAAUGCAGCGAUGAUUUCUCUGGAAUGUUCACUGAUUUUUUUCAAGCUGUCGAUCAAGGUCCAACUUCGAAAGACAGGGCACUUUUCUGGUCUGGUACAAUGUCAGUGGCACACAGCAUUAGCAAAGUCAGCAAAGAUUACAUAACACUGGAAGACACAUUUCCUGGGUACAUUGCGAAUGACUUGAAUUUUUGUGGUGAGGACACAGUUGGUUUCAACUAUGCACAAUGCAGCUGCAAGUGGGACUCUUCACAGAAAAAAGUGUUUUGGCAAAAGGCUUCCACUCAGUUUGCUAAAAAUGCUAGAGGAAAUAUAAAUGUCUUGAUCAAUGGAACAAGGCAUGAUCAAAAUGCAGCAUAUCGGAAUACAAGCAUUUUUGCCACAGUGGAAUUGCCCAAUUUGAACCCAAGUGCUGUUACCUUGGUGAAAAUAUUGGUUGGAAUGGACUUAGAUAGGAAACCCAGGGAAACCUGUGGACAUAAGAGCAUAAAAAAGCUUCGCAAUGAUAUAGAAGCCAGAAACAUGACGGUACAAUGCAUUGAUGAACCAAGAAUAGUAUUUGACAUUCUCUGUACUAUUUACAAAAAUGAAAAUAGCUGCCGUAUGAUACAAAAGCUCCAAGUGAGGGAAAAAGGAAAGACAUGGAUGAUAGUCGCUUAUAGCUGCAUAGGGGCAUGUCUCAUUCUCUUGAUCAUCGUAGCUUGCACUUGCAACAGGUCAAGAAAGAGGAGAAAUGACUCCGAUGUACCAUAUUUAAGGUCUUGAAAAAGCACCCAAUAUUUGGCUUUUUUUAUUCAGGACACUGCAUGAAUUUACAGAUCAAAAUGAUGAUUAUAUAACACUUUUGUUGAGUAAAAAGUGAAAUCUGAUAUCCUUUAUUUAUUAUAACGGUAGUUUGGUGAUACAUAAUAACAUUGUAUUGCAACUC